Cuscuta campestris is the source of this 854-nucleotide messenger RNA. Lineage: Eukaryota; Viridiplantae; Streptophyta; Magnoliopsida; Solanales; Convolvulaceae. The record is from the annotation of a GenBank genome assembly.
ACACCUUCAAAACUUCUAUAGUAUCUGUUUUAUUUUACAGGGAAAAAUUGCAGAUUGUGGCAAGAAAUUGAUUACGUGAGCCUUUAUUGGAGCUAUAUUAGCAAUAUCUUCUUCGCUAGCAUACCACACAUCUUGGGAUUACGGUUCAAAUUGGUCGGGUCUAUUACUCUUUUCUUGUGUGUAUUUGGCUUUAGGCGGGUGGUUCACAGGGGGAUCCAAACACUCGUGUUCUAAGUGUCUUAACCGGGAUACUAUUGCCAAUGCAGCUGCAAGUAUUAGUCCUGCCGUAGUCAGUUUGUCUGAUUCUAUGGGUUUACAUGGAUGCGGUACUAUAAUAGACAAAGAUGGGACCAACUUAACUUGUGCGAACACGUUGAGAUCUUUUCCAGGGUUGAGUAUUAUUAAACAGAAGAUUGGUGUGACUUUGGAAGACGGUCGAACCUUUGAGGGUAGAGUAGAAAUUGCUAAUUUAGAGUUGGAUGUUGCAAUUGUAAAGAUAAAAUACAAAACACCAUUUCCAUGUGCAAAACUUGGUACUUCAGCUAAGCUUCGCCCCGGAGAUUUAGUGAUAACCAUUGGUUGUCCCUUGUACCUAUGAAACAGUGUUACAGCAGGCAUUAUAAGUUGUGUCCAUCGCAAUAGUAAUGACCUGGGCAUAGGUGGGAUGAAGAAAGAGUAUACACAAGCUGACUGUGCUACAAAUCCGGUAACAUCAAUUAACAGUACUAUUUUCAUACUUAGCCCCUUUUGCAUGACCUUGUGCACUAUGAGUGUUUAACAUCACAAUUUUAAAUCUAAAUGAUAGUAAACUGAGAAACAAUUUAUUGGAACCAAAAGAAACUUAAAUUGAAGAU